GCAUUUAAAGUAAUCCUUACAAACUCGUACCCGAGAUACGUGGUUUAGGGACGCUCUCUUAUUGAGGAUAAAAAUUUAGGAGUUUCAAUUAGAAAUAGUAAAUUAGAAUGAUUUGAAAAAUAUGUGGCAACCAUAUUUGCGGCGACUUAGUUGCGAACAUACGAAGCGACGAAAAAGCAAAUCAAAAGAAGCAGCAUCAGAGUAGUGGCAAAGCGUGGAAAAGUGCAGAUAAGUUUCAAGUUUAUAUAUCCGUAGGAAAUAUUUUGUUAAAUCUAAAAAAUAUUUUCCUAAGAGAGCUUUUUAAGCACCAGCGAAAGUCUGUAGCUAUCAGUACUUAGGUGCUAAUCCUCAUUUUUAUUUGGAUUUCGAAUAUUGUUUUGCUGUACAGCGUAAAGGCGGUGAUUCUCACAUACAGAACACAGCGCGUAUAGGCGAAAGCAAUAGAGGCGACGGCGACGACGACGACGACCAAAAAACAGGAGGAAAGGCUAGAAAGACGUAUCAAAACUGCUGCACCAACAACAGCGACGGCUACAGUAACAGCAAUAGCAACAGCGGUUGACUACUGCUUUUGGUGCUUCUUUUUUUGCAUUUUGUUUUAUUGGCGCAUACACCCGUCCGUCUUGACAGUUAACGCAGCAGCGUGUGUGUGGGGGAGAAAACAACUAUAGGAAAGCAGCAGCAGCAGCAGCAAAGGAGCACAACAUUCAGAUUUUCAAGUCGAAUGUACGGUGUGACAGUGUUUAACAUUGAAAAGUUUUAUUUGUUAAAUGAGGAAAAAUUAGUAAAUUGAGCAAGAAAAAGUUGUAAUUGAAAAUUCAACGCUUUACGGAAACGAUAAAGUCAAGUGUGAAAUUGUUCUCAGCUUAAAGGAGCUGAAAUUGCAACAGCAGCUGAGAAUUACAAGUGAAAAAGUAAGACGAGUGCACUAAAAAAAGAAAAAAUGGAAAAGAGAAUAGAACUGGAAAGACGCGCACGUAAAGCGAAUCAGAUCACAGAAUUGAAUCUGGAUAACUGCCGGAGUACAAGUAUAGUGGGCCUUACAGAUGAGUAUACUGCGCUGGAAUCGCUGAGUUUAAUUAAUGUUGGCUUAACUACACUAAAAGGUUUCCCCAAGUUGCCCAAUCUGAAGAAACUCGAGCUCUCAGAUAACAGAAUAUCAAAUGGCCUCAAUUAUUUGACCACAAGCCCCAAAUUACAAUAUCUCAACCUGUCGGGCAAUAAAAUUAAGGAUCUGGAAACACUAAAACCACUGGAGGAGUUCAAACAUCUAGCUGUUUUGGAUUUGUUCAAUAAUGAAGCAACACAAAUUGAGAAUUAUCGUGAGAAAAUUUUCGAAAUGUUGAAAUCUUUGAAAUUCCUCGAUGGUUUCGAUUCGAAUGAUGUGGAAGCACCGUCGGAAGAUGAUGAUGAUGAGGUUAAUGGCAACGAUGGCGAGGAUGACGGUGAAGAAGAGGACAAACAAAAUGCAUUUUGUUUAAAUGGUAUUGAAAUUGAUUUGGAUGAGUUGGAAGAGUUUGAGCAACGUGUGAAGGCAAAGAAACAGCUGCAGGGCAAGGCAGCUUCAAAAAUUCAAAAGCCUGUUGACGAAGUUGAUGACUUAGAAGAGUUGUUGAAGGAAAUUAAAUUGAAAGAGGCAACGUCAAAUUCUAAUUACGAUAAGCCACCACCAGAUUCACCAUUGGUUAAACCAUCAACAGAUGGGCGUGUCUGCAGCAAUACAGACGCUGAAGCAGUGCUUGCUUCUCCCCAAAUGCCUUUUGCUCUUUUCCUAUAUUGGUUUUUAGCGAUUCUAAAUCUGGCAAAUGCCACUUUUUAUUCCUGUGAUGAGGAAGAUUACGCCAGCACUUCUUAUGUCUCCACAUCUGAUGUCUCCUUAUCGGAGGUGUACAAUGAAGAUCUGGAAGAAGACAACUCUGAAUGGGACGAAGAGAAUGCUGUCGAAGAUGACGAUGAAGACACCGAUGAGGAUGACAGUGAUGGCGAUGGUGAUGGGGAAGCAAAUGCAUCGGCUAAGGGCACUGCAGGCAAAGAAAAAUCAGCAUCCAACUCCGCCGGCGCUAAAGCUGAAACCGCCUCGGGGGAACCUGCCGAGGAGGAUGAACCGCAGGCUCGAGGAAAGAAAAGAAAGCAUGACGGUUAAAAAGUGCUUUAUUAGAGAACGCAUCAUCGUAGCAUUUGUUUACAAAACUCCAAUUAACGUUUUUCUACAAUUUUAAUUUAACAACAAAAAGAAAAGUAAAGAUGUAACAGAAACCACAAAAUGUCUGUAUCAGUUUAUACAUUAAUGGGAAGCGCAAAGAAAAAACAGCUAAAUACAAUAUUUAUUAGAUCAAGAAAUACAAUAAAUAUUGUAAACACAGCAGUUAAUAUUAUUACAAAUACCAUAGACUUUCGAAGCAAAAAAUAGCAGCAAUCACAUACACACACCACAAAACUAUAACAGGAUUUAAAAAACCAUAUUUAUAGAUUUAUAGAUAUUGGUGGCGCGAAAAAUAAGUAGGUAUAAAAGAGAGUGGAAAUGAAAGUCAAGCGAUUAUUUCAACUGCCUUGUAAACCAAGCACAUACAUCUAAUAAAUAGCAAGGACUUGGAGAAGAAUAGAGUUUAAAGUAGAGAAGGGCAUAAUAGUUGUAAUAAAAAAGAUAUAAUAAUAGUGGUCAUUUUUAAGCAUGUGAAGCAGUAAUAGAAAGCGAAGCAAAUCAACGAUGGCAUUAAAAGGGAAAUUUUAUGAAUUGCAACUUGUAACACCUCCAGAAACACCAACAAUAAUAAUCACAUUGCAAAAACUAUAAAUCCUAACAAUUUUUACAAGAAGUUGUGCCCAAUAGAUAAGGACAAUAGAAAUUUUGCAUUGAAUAAAGCGUUUAUUUGGCAAAGUGUUGAGUGAAAUUGGGCAACAAAUACACGAAUCAAAAGGCAAAAGCAAAAAAAAAAAAGAAAUAUAUAGAACCGGACAACACAACAACAGUCGCCGGUGUAUUAUUAAAAAAAUUGUUUAUUGUUUAGUAGCAUUAAUUAGUUACUUAUACAGUAAGUUUAUUAAUAAUUACACAUAUACAAGAAAAUCAACAAGAGGGGAGACGUGGAGACUACAGCUUCCUAAUAUGAUUUGUUCUCCGUGUUUUUUUUUUUUAUUAUUUUCAUUUUAGUUUUCAUGUGCAAAUUAAAGUACAAUUACACACAUACAUACAUACUUACAGGUAGAAAAAAAUGUUAUUUUCGCAAUGUUAAACAUUUAUAUUUUUGUUUGCUUACAACGUGUCGCACCUACACAUCAAAAUAAAUUAUGCUGCUGGAAUUAUUAAUAUUUAUACAUAUACUAUGAUAUUGUAAAGCUUAAUGUAAAUUAAUUUGUUUGGUAUAUUUAAAAUACAUUUACAAAAAUAAAAUCCGUAAUUUUCAUUACUAACUCUUUGCACUAAAAUUAGUAUUUUUGCAUUAAUUUAUGCCGUAAUCUGUUUACACAUAUGUUUUUUCCAGCUCCAUUCCUACCUGUAGCCUCUAUAUUAUAUACAUAAAGAAAUACAUAUAUUUUAGAAAAUACAGCCAACGUCGAAAUGAAACAUAUACAAACACUAACUUUUAUUCUAAGACAUUUUCAUAUUGCAAUGAAAGAAUUUUUCGACAUUGGACAAAAACAAAAACUGUAUUAUUUGGCCGAAAUAAAAGAACGAAAAAAUAAAGUCAUUUUAAAAA
This is a messenger RNA of Ceratitis capitata (Mediterranean fruit fly), 3698 nucleotides long. It is a transcript of the gene Mapmodulin, whose product is annotated as acidic leucine-rich nuclear phosphoprotein 32 family member A. Gene Ontology annotation, cellular component: nucleus. Gene Ontology annotation, molecular function: histone binding. The coding region runs from base 944 to 2143 and encodes 399 amino acids. The transcript has 9 exons. NCBI's taxonomy places the organism in Eukaryota, Metazoa, Arthropoda, Insecta, Diptera, Tephritidae. The record is from RefSeq and is a predicted model, not a curated record.